AUGUUAGAUGCUCACAGUCCUGCAGCUUCCGGCUUCAUUCCCGAACUAGAGUCAAUCCUGAGUAUCCCAGCAAGGAACCUGGAAGCAGGGAAAGACAGCACCAAUAUCACCCUGGCAUGGCUGGAACCAGGAACUUGCUACCUCAUUGUGAUCUGGGCAGUAGCUGGACCCUACCGCUCCCUCUCCAAGAACAUCACUGGCUGCACAGUUCCUGCUGCACCGACAAACCUGAGCCUUACCAACCCAGGCAGCUCCUCAGAGCUUUACACAUGCUGGAACAAGCCCCCUGGCAGCAGGGAUCACUACCGUGUUAUUCUGUAUAGCCUCAGCACCCAGAGUAGGGAUCGGGUCCAGACCUUGAGUCCCGAUGCCCAGAAUAUCACCUGGACUCACUUGGAGGCAGGCAGCAGGUUUGCUGUGCAGGUCACUGCUGUGAAGGGCUUGUUUGAAGCCUCCUCCACCAACGUCACCCAAUGGACACAUCCCUUGGCCCCUGCCAACCUCACCCUCAGCAGCCCCUCUGCCUCCAUGCUGCAGGCCUCCUGGGCAGCCAUGGGGCGAGGAGCAGAAGGCUAUGUGGUGGAUGUCUAUGACACAGACUCCAGCAGACAUGUUGGGCCCAUGGUGCUGGGUGGGGAUGCCAGGAGUCACACCUUCAGAAACCUGAGCCCCGGCACCCACUACAGUGUGGCAGUGAGGGCCACAGCUGGCCCUUUCCACACCAGCACCCCCAACUUCACCCACUGCACACGCCCGCUGCCCCCAGCUGCCCUACACUGGCUGAGCACGGGGCACCGUGACAGGCUGAGUGCGUCCUGGGGAGCUGCAGCUGGGGGGCGAGAUGGCUACACACUGACCCUGUACCACGCACAGAUGGGCACCGUGGCAGCUACAGCCUCACUUGGGAGAGACACCCACAACUUCACCUUCAUGGGCCUGACCCCAGGAUAUGAGUACUCCCUGGAAGCCAGUGCCACGGCUGGACCGUACCAGGCUGCAGCACCCAACAUCAGUGGCUGGACAAGCCCACUGCCCCCAGCCACCGUGCGCUUGCUGAGCACGGGGCAUCCCGACAGACUGAGCGCAUCCUGGGGAGCUGCGACCGGGGGGCGAGAUGGCUACACGCUGACCCUGUACCAUGCAUGGAUGGGCACUGUGGCAGCUACAACUUCGGUUGGGAGAGACACCCACAACUUCACCUUCAUGGGACUGGCCCCAGGAAGCAAAUAUGUGCUAGAGGUGGUGUCCAUGGCGGGGUCCUACCAGACACCUGCCGGGAAUGUCAGCAACUGGACAUACCCCCUGGCACCCCGUAACGUGUACAUGACGAACCAGGGGUAUCCCAACAGGCUGAGCGCAUCCUGGCGAGCUGAACCCCAAGGACAAGACAGUUACAGGCUCCUCCUGUAUCAUUCAGGAUCAGGUAUUGUGGCAGCCAAUGUAUCUGUUGGGAAAGGCACCAGCAAAUUCACCUUUUCUGGCCUGGCUCCAGGACAUAAAUACCUGCUGGAAGUAGUGUCCAUGGCAGGACCCUACACAACCUCUGCAGGCAACAUCAGUGACUGGACAACCCCCUCAGUUCCCAAAAAUCUCUCUGCGGUGGCUGAAGGGAACAACACGAUGCUUAUCUCCUGGGCCAGUGCCUCUGGACAGCAGGAUGAGUGCCAGCUGUGGCUGCGGGAUCCCAGGAACAGCACGCUGCCCUGGCGGCACGCUCUUAGCAGAGGGCAAGUCCAGCACCUCCUCCAGGGGCUGAUCCCAGGGAGGAACUACUCUGUCUCCUUGAGCUGCGUGGCUGGACCCUACUGGAGCAGCACCAAACCCUUGGCAGUGCCAAUGGAGCCAAACCCAGUGGAGGAUGUGCAAUGUCUACCAGAGUCAAGGAGCCUUUACGUGAACUGGACAAGCUCCCCUGGAGAUGUCGAAGCUUAUGAGGUGGUGACAGAGAGACUCUCUGAUGGACUUCCCACCUCCAAGUAUGUCAUGAGCAUCCCUACGAGUGAGGCCAGUCUGGAGGGGCUGGGGCCAAACUCAUCCUACCGAAUCGUUGUGAGCACAGUGGGCAUGAACACAAUGAGAAGCCAGACUGUGACUGUGCUCUGCAACACAACAGUGGAGGCCUUGCCUCCACCCCUGCGAGCAGACAUCUUCCAGGUGGAGGCCAGCUCCACGGUUAUUAUUUCAUCCGACCUGUUCAGCGAGGAGAAUGGCCAGAUCGAGUAUUAUGGUGUCAUUGCUACCACUAAUGAUUCACUGCUGAGGCCCACCCAGGAAAUCAUGUCCAGCACAUGGUAUGACCACUAUUACGGGACAGAGGACUCCUACCUGGCUGUACUAAUCCCCAAUCCCUUCCAUCGGAGCCCCAGGAGCUUCCCUGAAACCUGGAGAGUGCCAGUGGGAACAGAGGAGUGCGGCCAGUCCAGGGCGAUGUGCAACGGGAAGCUGAAAGCCAACGAACAGUACAGGUUCAGCAUUGCUGCCUUCACCAAAUACGACCCAGUAGCCCCUGCAGUGACCUUCACCAUGUUCUCAGCUGCUGGAUCGGGUGCAAAUGGCACUCCACUCUCAAUGCCAAUAAUUGCUGGAAUCAUCGUGGGAUUUCUCUUGACACUUGCAGCUAUUUUUGCUUUGGUCUACUGGAAACAGCUCAGAGCAAAGAGAACCAAGAAGGGCAGCAUGCCCCAGGAAAUGGUGACCUACAGCUUGAGAAACGUCCAUCGGCCGAUUCCCGUACAGAACUUCAAGCAGUACUAUGAGAUGAAGACAGCAAGUGCUAACCAUGCUUUUUUCCAGGAGUUUGAGGAGCUGAAGGAAGUUGGGAAGGAGCAGCCAAAGGUGGCAGCCGAGCUACCAGUGAAUGUCUCCAAGAACAGAUAUCCCCACGUGCUGCCCUAUGAUCACUCUCGGGUCAAGCUAAGCCAGCUGGGGGAGGAUCCGCACUCAGACUACAUCAAUGCCAACUUCUUGCCUGGCUAUACAUCCCAGCAGGAGUUCAUUGCCACCCAGGGGCCCCUGAAGAAAACGAUAGAAGACUUCUGGAGGCUGGUGUGGGAGCAGAAUGUCUGCAACAUCAUUAUGCUCACAGUGUGCAUGGAGAACGGGCGGGUCCUCUGUGAUCAUUACUGGCCAUCUGAAUCUGCUCCAGUAUUCUAUGGGAAGGUUCAGGUCCACCUGCUGACACAGAGCAGCUCUGAAGAGUGGACCAUGCGCGAGUUCAAACUGUGGCACGAGGGUCUCCGGGCAGAGCGGCAUGUGUCCCACCUGCACUACACAGCAUGGCCCGACCACGGGAUCCCAGAGUCCACAACUUCCAUUAUGACCUUCAGAGAUCUGGUCCGGGAGCACAUCCAGAGCACGAAGGAUGGGGGGCCAACCCUUGUGCACUGCAGCGCCGGGGUGGGCCGCACUGGCACCUUCAUUGCACUGCACCGGCUGCUGCAGCAGAUGAAGCAGGAGAAGGUGGUGGACACGUUUGGUGUUGUUUACACCUUGCGGAUGAACCGUUACCUGAUGAUUCAGACGCUGUCCCAGUAUAUUUUCCUGCACAGCUGUAUCCUGGACAAGAUCUUGGAGGAACCACUUCUGGGUUUAUCAGGGACGGAGAGGUCCUGCCCCAUCCCGCUGAAAAGCUUUGCUCAGCACUAUGACCAGAAGGCAGCCAAGUCCCAUGUGGGUUUCCUGAGGGAGUACGAGGCCCUCCUAGAGGCUGUCAAGGAAGAAACCAGCUCUGCAACACCAUCUUCAGGCAAACAGCAGACACAUCCAUCUACCAGCAUCCUCCCAUAUGAUCGCUCCAGAGUGAAGUUUUCCCUGCUGGAACAGGGCCCUUUCUCAGGUCUCUUGCAGGUGUGGCAUGUCCCGGGCUGCAGCUCCAGCAGGGAGUAUCUGGCUGUGCAGGGGCCUGACAAGUUGACCAUAGAGGACUUCUGGACCCUGGUGUGGGAACAGGAUGUUCACACCAUCCUAACCCUUCUCCCAUGGCAGGAGAAGGGACAGGACCAGUACAUGUUCCUGUACACCUGCAUCCGUGACAUCAUUGCCCAGAAAUAG
This is a messenger RNA of Charadrius vociferus (killdeer), 4050 nucleotides long. Its product is annotated as receptor-type tyrosine-protein phosphatase V-like. The transcript has 27 exons. NCBI's taxonomy places the organism in Eukaryota, Metazoa, Chordata, Aves, Charadriiformes, Charadriidae. The record is from RefSeq and is a predicted model, not a curated record. Bases 1 to 4050 code for a protein of 1349 amino acids. Gene Ontology annotation, biological process: protein dephosphorylation; angiogenesis. Gene Ontology annotation, molecular function: protein tyrosine phosphatase activity; cadherin binding.